CGUCCAAAUCUUUUUUCUUUUACUAUACUUUGGCUUCCUCCCAAAGCGUCCAAUCGACAAACAAUUCUUUCCAUCGCUGUUCUUCCAAAUACAUACUCUGGUAUUUCUUUUCCUACGCCCCAUCCCCUUCUUCGCUGCUUUAUCUUUAACCCUAAUCACAUAUUCUCAAUCAAAACUUAUGUCUUGUUUCAAUUAUACAUAUGUAAAACACAAUUGGUAGAUGUUUUUACCAUUAAUUGUACUUUCGGAGGUACAAAUUCCAAAUCUGAAUCGCUUGUUUACAGAUCUUCUAUUAGCCCCUGCUAUUAUCGAAGGUAGCUUUUGGUUAUAGAGAUCAAGUCCUGCCAACAAAUUUCUGAUUGUUGACCAUUACAGCGGGAAAAUAUAUUUAAGUCUGAAAGGUGAUUAACUUGUGGUGUGGGUAUUUUAUAAGACAUGGCAGAGGUUCGGAGUUCCGGGAAAUCAAUUGAUCAGUUGUUGGAAAAGGUUCUGUGUAUGAACAUUCUUUCUUCCGAUUAUUUUAGAGACCUUUUGAGGCUGAAGACAUAUCAUGAAGUGAUUGAUGAAAUUUACAAUCAAGUUGAUCAUGUGGAACCAUGGAUGACUGGCAAUUGCCGUGGUCCUUCAACAGCAUUCUGCCUUCUGUACAAGUUUUUUACAAUGAAACUCACUGUCAAACAAAUGCAUGGCCUUUUGAAGCACGUUGAUUCACCAUAUAUCAGAGCUGUGGGAUUCCUAUAUUUGAGAUAUCAUGCAGAUCCAAAGACAUUAUGGAGUUGGUAUGAGCCAUAUCUUAAAGAUGAUGAGGAAUUCUCUCCUGGAUCUAGUGGUAAAAUGACCACUAUGGGUGUCUAUGUGUGCGACUUGCUACUGGGACAGUACUACUUCGAUACGCUGUUGCCUCGCAUCCCAGUCCCUGUAAUGCGCACAAUCGUAUCAAAUCUCGAGAACAUGAAGUUUCCCACCAAACCCUCUGGCUCAACAGGGGAUUCCAGUCGCGGGUCGGAAGAAACAGCUCGCCGGCCUCCAUCAGUCAAAGCUUCACUCUCAGUCUCUUUUGGCCAGCGUGCCCCACACCGUGCAUCAACCAGAGACUCAUCCCCCAUUCGCCGCACGCUGACAUCACCUCCCUAUGAUGAUGCAAGACGGUCUCCUGGUUACCGUCGCAGUCAAAGCCGCGACCGAGAAGGGGACCGCGAGAGAGAGAGGGGCAGUAGGGAUCGAGAUAGAGAUAGGGAUAGAGAUAGAGAGAGGAGGUAUGAUUAUGAUAGAGAGAGGGAGAGGGGAAGAAGGUACGACGACUAUGAUAGGGAGAGGGAAAGGAGAAGCAGAAGGGAUCGCGAGAGGAGUAGGAGUAGGAGCAGGAGCAAGAGUCAUGGUCGGCGAAGUCCGGCAAGAGAUGAUGUCAGCAAAGACAAGAAGACAUCUCAUGUGUCUAGCAAUCUGGCAAAGCUUAAAGACAUCUAUGGUGACUUGAGUAGCAGCCAGAAGGAGAAUGGGAACUAUGAUAGUGAGGCUCCAAGGGGCGGCGGCACAGGGGCCGAGGAGGUUAUCCGGCUUGGCGGUUCUUCUUGGAGAUAGAAAACAGAAGGGCUCAAUGAUGUGUGUGGUUUAAUGGUGACCAGCAUCUGCUUUAUAUUGUCAUUCUGCAAUGGCUGCAGCCUUGUGAUGUAUUAUAUUAUAGACCAAGCUACCAUUUCCAUUGUUAUUUCUGUUGGAUGGGGAUAUUUGUUUGUUUAACUUUCAAAGGCUCAUUUGAUCCACACUACUGUAUGAGAUGAGAUUGUAUUUGCACUACAUACUAUGAAUUGUCAACAGAUUUGAUAGCUUGACUACAGCU
This is a messenger RNA of Cuscuta campestris, 1840 nucleotides long. The record is from the annotation of a GenBank genome assembly. Lineage: Eukaryota; Viridiplantae; Streptophyta; Magnoliopsida; Solanales; Convolvulaceae.